Messenger RNA from Mus musculus (house mouse), 15941 nucleotides. RefSeq names its product death inducer-obliterator 1 (gene Dido1). The coding region runs from base 7796 to 14566 and encodes 2256 amino acids. Gene Ontology annotation, biological process: apoptotic signaling pathway; DNA-templated transcription. The transcript has 17 exons. Gene Ontology annotation, cellular component: cytoplasm; nucleus; spindle. Lineage: Eukaryota; Metazoa; Chordata; Mammalia; Rodentia; Muridae. The record is from RefSeq and is a predicted model, not a curated record.
GUCUUUUUUCUUAGCGGCGUAUGGUGUGGACCCAGCUCUGAACUUCGGCGGAGGGGAUUUCUGCCGCCGGAGAAGGGACCCCUAUUCCUCCCAACCCCGAAUCCUGUUUACCCAAUGCCUUGUUAUGGGUUAGAUAUUCCGGUAAGGGAUGGGGGAAGUUGGAGGCUCUUUAACACUGCCGGAUAGGAACGGUUAAAUGGGUAUUUGCAUAUUUAUGUGUCCAUUGUCUACCGGAGGUGAAUGCAAAUUCAGUCAUUGUAAUGUAAAGAAAUUCUGGAAUGCUUCUGGAAGGAAUGUUGGUCCGUCCGCCCUGAGAUGUUUGGGUGUGCUUGUUUAAAGAUGAACUGUCCAGGGAAAGCAACUUCUCAUUGAGUCACUGAAAAUAAGACCAGUUUAGCAGAUCUGUCAGACACAAUGACCACAGUGGCAGUCUCUUAACUCCAUAGCUCUACCCGAAGCUAUCCAGGUUGGUAUCGACAAACUUUGUAGCACUUACUUUAACUCUGGGUAAAGUUGGAUUAUCAACUCAAACUUGUGCAAGGGAAGAGGCUGGUAUCAUGAGGAGAGAAGAGGGUUAACUCAGAAUGUUAAUGCCUCUGUGGAUGGUGGAUGAGCAAUCUGCUAGUCCCCUAGUCUUUUCUACAAACUAGCUCCUGUUGAGGGUUCUUCAGCUGCUUGACUUUGAGCUCAUCUUUGCUGCUUGCAUGACAUUGUCACAUAUGUCCUCCCAGUACUAUUUCUCCUACACCCUGACCUUCAUUUCAUGUAAGGCAUUUUUUUGCCAGUUGAUUGCACCCGGACUCCUGUUGUUCUCUUUGGGCUGUGAAAUGCUCCCCUCCACUGCUUGGGCUUCCCUGGGAAGUUCCACUAAAUACCAGCAAGUUUUGUCUUUUCCUUUUGCUCAGGUGAUAAUUUUUAUUUUUUGAAUUUUCCAGAUAAUGUUUCUCUGUGUAGGUAGCUUGGAUGUUAGUAGUGUGCCUCAUAGGCUGCUCAUGGUGGCAUACCUAGAGGCAAGUGGAUCUCUGUGCGUUCCAGGUCAGACAGGGCUGUGUGCCCUACCAUGCCCAGUUCAAGUGAUCUUGUAAACUAGGGAUUCUUAAACUUUCCACCUACAACCACUUUAUGCAUAAGGAUUUUUUUUUUAAGUUUUAUUUUAUGUUUGUGAGUACACUGUAGCUGUCUUUAGACACACCAGAAGAGGACAUCAGAUCUCAUUACAGAUGGUUGUGAGCCACCAUGUGGUUGCUGGGAAUUGAACUUGGGACCUCUGGAAGAGCAGUCAGUGCUCUUAACCCCUGAGCCAUCUCUCCAGCCCCAGCAUAAGGAUUUUUUUCGUGCUAUUCUGGUUAUAUGGAUGUAUAAAAUACAAAUCAAAUAUUAACUGAUAAUUUCAUAACAGCCUUCUCCUAUAAAUACAAUUUUACCUUUAAGGACAAAAGCAAAUUUUCAUUCUAAUAGGAUGCAUAUGCUUGCUUAUUUUUACAUUACAUUAAGUGUUAGCCUUGGGGCUGGAGAAAAGAUGGCUCAGAGCUUUAAGUUUCCAGCACUGAAGUCAGGCAGCUCACAGCCACCUGUAACUCCAGUUUCUGGAGAUCUGAUAUCUCUGGCCUUUGGGCACUUAUGUACACAUGAAUAAAAAUAAAUCUUUGGGGUUUUUUUGUUGUUGUUUUGUUUUGUGACAGGGUCUCACUAUGUAGCUCUGGCUGUCCUGGAACUUGCUAUGUAGACCAGGCUAGCCUUUAAGUCACAGAGAUCCUUCUGCCUCUGCCUGGAUUAAAGGUGUGUGCCACCAUGCCUGACAAAUCUUUUUUAAAAAGAAUUUUUUUUGGCUGGAUGAGGUGGCACAGGACUUUAGUCUAAGUAUUUGAGUUCAAGGAUAACCUGAUCUAUAUAGUUCCAGGUCUGCUAAGCCUACAAAGAGAUACCCUCUGUCAAAAAAAAAAAUUCUGAAUUCUUUUCUAAGAUUUAUUUUUUGUGUAUUUGAAUGUGGGUCUGGGGACCAGAAGAGGAUGUCAGAACCCCAGAACAGAGUUUGUAAGUGGCUUGGAGCCCUCUCACUUCUGUAUUAAUGCUGAAAACUAAACUCCAACAUUUCUCAAAGGAGAGUAAAUGGUAUGAGCCAGUCCAGCCUGGAAUAUUUAUUUUUUGAAAGACAAGGUCUCCCUUGUGUAUGCUGGCUGCACCUUUAUGUGUAGGCAGGAGUGACAGUGAGUUUAGGGUCUCCUGCUCUACUUUGUGGUGUGAUUCCAGGCUUAUUAUGCACAGUGAAUGCCAAGUGCUUGUGGUGCUGGGGACUGAACUCAGAGCGUGGCGCAUACUAGACAAGAGCCCACCAGGUAACUGACUACAUCCUAGCCCUGAUCUUAUCUUUAUUAGUCUCACUUGUUUAGACCAGGCUAGCCUUGAACUCAAAAAUCUACCUUUCUCUGCCUCCCAAGUGCUGGAAUUAAAGGUGCACACCACUGCGCCUGGCUUCUGUUAUAUUUCUUGAAGUUCAUAAACUUUGUACAAUAAAAAUACUUGAGUUUAUAACAAACAGGAGUUUUAAAUAUAGUUGAGGUGCAUUUGUUAGUGUUUCUGGCAUGUAAAAUGGGCUUGUUUUAUUUUCAAAACCAAGACUGCAGGGCCCAGAGAAAUUGCUUCACUUGCAGCUCUUGUUAAAGAGUUUGAUCUCGAGCUGGGUAUGGUGGUGCACUUCUUUAAUCCCAAUACUUGGGAGGCAGAGGCAGGCGGAUUUCUGAGUUCAAGGCCAGCCUGGUCUACAAAGUGAGUUCCAGGACAGCCAGGGCUAUACAGAGAAACUCUGUCUCAAAAAAACAAAAGAAAACAAAAAAGAGUUUGAUCUCCAAUCCCAACACAUGGUGGCAUAAUUACUUGUAACUCCAGCUUCAAGGGAUCUGAUGCGCUCUUCUGAACUCUACAGGCAUCUGAACACAUGUGCACAAACACCUACACAUAAUUUAAAAAUAAUAAAAAAAAAUAUUUAAAAAGAACCAGGACAGCAGUUGAUCUACCAUGGGUGUGCCCUGCUAGAAACACCUCAGAUUCAUUAUGUGUUUAAUUUUGAUUUGUUACAUGCUUAGAAACUAUAGCUGUUGCCAAAUUUUUCAUGACCUUCCCCCGUUUCAGUUCUAGAAUCCCAUACAGGAUUGCAGCUCACAGUUAGAAAAAUAGUUUCGGAACUGGAGAGGUGGCUCAGUAGUUAAGGGCACUCCUGUUCUUAAGGAGAACCCAGGCUCAGCUCACUUGGAGUUACUGCCUGUAACUCCAGUUUUGGGGGAUUGGGCUCCCUCUUCUGGCCUUCAUGAGCACCUUGCCCGUGCAUAUGGUACACAUACAUACAGAUCCAGGCAAAAUACCCUUACACAUAAGCAUGGUAAUGCAUAUCUUUUUUUGUUGUUGUUGUUUUUCGAGGCAGGGUUUCUCUGUAGCCCUAGCUGUUCUGAACUCACUCUGUAGACCACGCUAGUCUGGAGCUCAGAGAUCCGUCUGCCUCUGCCUCCCAAGUGCUGGGAUUAAAGACGUGCACCACCCCUGCCUGGUGGUAAUCCCAGCACUCGGGGCAGAGGCGAUGGGGUCAGCCUGGUCUGUACAGUGAGUUCCAGGACAGCCAGGUUAUGUAGAGAGAACGGUUUCUUGGUGUCUCAAAGAAAGAAAGUUCUAAAGUGCUAUUUUGCUUGACUUUCAACACCCUACCCCAUAUUGCCAUUGCCUUAUAUCAUGGAUCCCCUAAAACCAAGGUUUACUGUGCUGUGGAGAUGGCUUAGUAAAAUGCUCAAGCAAAGGGACCUGAGCUUGAUCUGUGUACAGAAGACUGGUACUGUGGCUUCUGUCAUCCCAGAGCUGGCAGGCAGACACGAGACCCCUGGGACUUCCUGGCAAGCCCAUGUCUCUGAACUGGUGAGCUCCAGAUUCAGUGAGGGGUCAUUCUCAAAAACAAGAGAUUGAGGAGGAGGACACCUGCCUGAGUACACAUGUGCAGCUUCACAUACACACGUGAAUGAAUGAACACACACACAGAGAAUAGUCACAUUCUCUGUACUGGGCAUCUCAGUAAAGUGUCCAGUGCAUGUUAGGUUCUUUAUAUGACUGCUGAUUAGGGAAUGAAUGAGUGUACUAUGUCAAGGCUCUUCCUCUCCCCGUGUGAACACUAGCAAAGGGGGAAGUCAGCUCAUUUGUGGUUUGUCUUUGUGUGGGUGAGUACACACGCAGGAGUGCAUAAAGGCCAGAGGAGAUGGCCUGUGUUCUCUUGCUCUGCCUUAUUUCUUUAGGACAAGUUCUCACUAAACUGUAAAUUAAGCCAGUAGCCAGCAUACUCCAGCAGUCCUGUCUGGCUGUCACUACCAUCCACAGCACUGAGGUUACAGGCCCAUGCUUGUGCCUGCCCCUGCUUGAAUGUCAAAUGCUCUUACCCACUGAGCUGUCUUCCCAUCCCUGUGAGCCAAUUUUUGUGUUAGGCUUUGAACCGAUUUGAGUUUGGGGUACACACGGGAAGGUUCCUGGGACAAGUGAAGGGGUAGAUCCAGACUGAUUAGAUGAGGGCUUCCACAGUGUGUAUGGAACAGACAGGAUAGUGGGGCCGGACAUGUACAUGACCUGUACAAUGGCAUCAAGGACGGAAGAGAGUAGAAAAUAGGUGGGGCGUGUCCUGGGACAGCCACACUGGCUGUAACCCGGGACAGUUGCCAAGUUGACAGAAAUGUCAGCCUGGUGGAUUCAUUAACUAGCUAAACUUCCUGUGUGUAACAGGUAGACCUGGGGGAGAGAAGUCAUAAAAGUUGUCGGAGAGGCUACCGUAUGAUCAGAGGUACCACUAUUCUGCAAGCCAAGGCAGGAAUUGGAAGUUGUGUCAUUGUGAAAAAGGGUAGCAGUUUAUCACCGAGUUUUAUAAAAGGGAAAAGCAUUCUGAGGAUAAAAUACAAAAUGCUUCCUUUAGGUAAAUAAUCAGUUACCAGGAUGCCUGCUGUGUUUCGCAGAAUAACUUUUGCCCCCUUGAGGUUGGGUCUCAUUCAGCUGACAGACCAAGCUGUCCUUGAACCACAGAGACCAGCCUGCUGCUUUCCUAGUUCUGGGAUUAAAGGCUUGGCCAGAACUACAUUGUUUCCAUGGAUGCUUUCUUUUACUCUUAAAAGGAAAAAAAAAUGUAAACCCUUGAAUUCUGGAGUCCUUGGCUUCUGUUGAAGAGAGCUGCAAAACAGCUACACAUUUACUCAAAUAGUUUUCUCUGUUGGAAGGAGGUAAUUUUUGUAUCACUUCCCCUUUUCCUAUAAAUCACCAUAUCUUGGUUGUAGGGGUAUCACACUGGUAAGAGCCCUUGUUGUAGAAGACUCAAGUUCAAUUAUCAGCUUCCACAAGGUGGCUCACAAUCUCACAACUCCGAUUCCAGGGGAUCUGACACUCUUCUGACUUAAGUGGGGUCCUAGGCAUAACACAUGGUGCACAUUCAUACAUGCAGGCAGAAAUAAACUGGGAAAAAAAGAAAGGUCAUUGACUUUUUUCUAAAUCUCCGUGAACACCAGAAGAAGUCAUCAGAUCCCAUUACAGAUUGUUGUGGUUGCUGGGAAUUGAACUCAGGACCUCUGGAAGAGCAGCCAAUUCUCUUAACUGCUGAGCCAUCUCUCUAGCCCCAACCUCUCUCUUUCUAUAGGCAGGUUGGCACAGAUUCUGUUCUUCUGUCGACUCAUCAGUUUGUGACACAUGUGCACUCUUUAUUUUUUAUUUUUCCUUUGAGACUUCUCACAGUGUUUCCCUGGCUGUCUUGAUUGGUUUUUAUUUGUUUUUGUUUUGUUUUGUUUUGUUCUAAGUAUUUCACUCUGUAGCCAAAGCUGUCCUGGAACUCAAAAUCUUCCUGCCUCAGCAUCCUCAGUGCUUGUAAUACAGAGGUCACUACACCUGGUUACAAAGUCUGUAAAUUGCUGGGGGUUUUUUGGGCUUUUUUCUGUGCUGCCAGUACCUUGUGCUCUCGGUAUUGUGAUGGUUGGUGUUGGGUCUCAGCUGUGUAUGGAUGUAGCACUGCCAGAUAAAGAUCUGCUGCAAAUUGGACCCUGCUGUUUUUAAAGUGAAAUCGAAGACUGGUGCUUUACUCUAUUGCCCUCCGUGCAAAGCAGCUGGUGAUUUGUUAUCGGAUUCUUCAGUGCUGUGCAAGUAAACGCAUUUUAUCUAAAGUUAGCUGUUACAGAUUACUCCAUGCCUAGCAUGGCCCUAGGGUGGCUCUGGGUUCCAUCUCCAGCACUGCACAUAAUAAAAUGAACUGUAAGUUAAAUGUUGGGUUUUAGUUUUUUAUAUUUAAAAAUGUUUAUUUAAUGUGUAUGAAUGGUCUGCUUUUAUGUAUGUGUACAUGCAGUGGGUGCCUGAUGCCUGAGGAGGGCACUGGAUCCCCAGAACUGGAGUUGUUUGGCCGCUUGUGGAUGCUGGGAACUUAUUUCAAGGGCAGAGUUGAGUAAUCAGGGUAGGCUCCUCCUUGACUAGAAUCUGAAAGGUGGUAUUGAAGGAUCUCACCAAGGGAAGCAGAAGCAGCCUUCUACUGUACUGAAGGAAGCCCCAUGAGCUGUCAUGUAAUCUUGGGAAAUGUUAGAAAGAAAACUACUCAAGACCUGGGCUUCUGAAUGGAGCAUUGGAGGCCUCUACAAUGUGAGAGAGGCCUUACUAGACCGGAGCACAUGUUUGUUACAGGAAGCCGAAGUUAGAGUCCAGAAGAAUGGCUUCCUAGCGUUGUGUCUGUGUGCUUACAUAAAUAAGAAGCUGGUUGUAUGGGGCAAAGCUGAGCGUCUAUCCCGGCAUUAACUGCCCUCAGAGCAAUGUGGCUAGUGUUCACGUUGCGACCUCUUUCUGGUUUCCUUAAGUAAUAUGGGGGACAGUGAAGGAAUAUCACUGUAGUUAGCGCUAGGGGGGGAAAUUCUUAAAUGCCUUCGUGAGGGGACUGGGGGUGGGGCCCUUGUAGGCACGAAUGCCUGGACUUUGGCUCCUGGUCCAUUUUUAGGAAGAAAUGGACGGGGCAAGGAGUAAAGGAUAGUAUGAGGGAGUGAGUCCCUGUAGGGCUGGCGCCCCUCCCCGCUCUGCACACGCCCUGCCAUAGGCGAGAGCUGCAGGGCUUUGAGGUUUUCCUGGCUCCUUCCCACCGGAAUCCGGUGCUGGUUUGUUCCGAAGCACCAGUCCCUGCAGACACAGAGUUUAAGCUUUUGGAAUGCUGGGCCGGGUGCUGUUCAAGGAUAGCUGGAGGAACCUUUUAGUGGCAUUGGCUCCCAGCUUAGCCCCUUAGUUCGGGACGCGGGAAUCUGUCAAGCGUGCCCGGCCAACCAGGCUGGCGCUCCGGGGAACCCGGGUGGCGCAUGCGUGCAAGAAGGGCGGCACAGCCGCUCUAGCCUCGCCGUAGCUCGGUGGCCGGUCGAUUUCUUCCGCUUGCCGCGCGGCCUACCACUCUAGGACGGUAGUCUCGCUGGUCUCUGCUCUAUAUCCGUGGUAGCUCUGGAAAUGGCUGCGGGAUCCCGGCGGCCGGGGAGCUUGUUUAAGAGGCAGUCCCCACUGUCCCUUUGGUUGUUCGAAGCUCCGGAAUCUUCUCAUUGAUGAACUGUGACUGACAACAGUGGGGUGAGGCUUGGCCGUCUGCUUGACCUGGCCCCAGGUCUAUAAUUUUAUGUAGGAUUUCCAGCCAAAGGUUUCCAAGCUUUCAGUUUUGGGACAGGGUUUUUGUUUUUAUGCCAGUCUCCCCCUAAGAUGGAACAUGCAGUAAACUUGUCCAUUACUAGCAUUUAAAUGCAGUUAAAGCCUGGACAGCCAGGAAAAGAAUUCUCAAGGUAUGGAUGAUAAAGGGCACCUGAGCAAUGAGGAAGCACCCAAGGCUAUCAAACCCACCAGUAAGGAGUUCAGGAAAACCUGGGGUUUUCGAAGAACCACGAUUGCCAAACGUGAGGGUGCAGGAGACACGGAGGUGGACCCCAGUGAGCAGCAACCACAGCAGCAUAACCUCUCCCUGCGCCGCAGUGGACGGCAACCAAAACGUACUGAGAGGGUAGAAGAGUUUCUUACCACGGUUCGGCGCCGAGGGAAAAAGAAUGUGCCGGUGUCCCUGGAGGAUUCCAGUGAGCCCACAUCUUCCACAGUCACUGAUGUGGAGACAGCUUCCGAGGGGAGCGUUGAAAGCAGUUCUGAGAUCAGAAGUGGCCCUGUAUCUGACUCCUUAGGGAAAGAACAUCCUGCCUCUUCUGAAAAGGCAAAAGGAGGUGAAGAGGAAGAAGACACCUCUGACAGUGACAGUGAUGGCCUUACGUUGAAGGAACUUCAGAACCGCCUUCGGAGAAAGCGAGAGCAAGAACCUGUGGAGAGGUCCCUGAGAGGCAGUCAGAAUCGCCUGAGGAAGAAGCGCAGAGAGGAAGAUUCUGCCGAAACUGGGAGUGUCCAAAUAGGCAGUGCCGAGCAGGACAGACCUCUCUGUAAGCAGGAGCCUGAGGCUAGUCAGGGACCAGUGUCCCAGUCAGAGACAGAUGACAUAGAAAAUCAGUUGGAAGGGAAGGCGACUCAGGGAAAUACAGAGGAAAACCCCAGGGAAGCGGGCAAACCAAAGCCUGAGUGUGAGGUUUACGACCCCAAUGCCCUGUACUGCAUCUGCCGCCAGCCUCACAACAACAGGUUUAUGAUCUGCUGUGAUCGGUGUGAGGAGUGGUUCCAUGGUGACUGUGUGGGUAUUUCUGAGGCCCGAGGGCGGCUCCUGGAAAGGAACGGGGAAGACUACAUCUGCCCAAAUUGCACCAUUUUGCAAGUGCAGGAUGAGACAAACGGUAGCGCCACCGAUGAGCAGGACUCUGGGUGCAGAUCUGUGGGUGCUGAUGGCACAGACUGCACAAGCAUAGGGACAGUAGAGCAGAAGUCCGGAGAAGACCAGGGCAUAAAGGGUAGGAUUGAGAAGGCAGCAAACCCCAGCGGCAAGAAAAAACUCAAGAUAUUCCAGCCUGUCGUAGAGGCUCCUGGUGCUCCUAAAUGCAUUGGCCCUGGGUGUUCCAGUGUAGCACAGCCUGACUCUGUGUAUUGCAGUAAUGACUGCAUUCUCAAACACGCAGCAGCUACCAUGAGAUUUCUAAGUUCAGGUAAAGAACAAAAAACAAAACCCAAGGAAAAGGUCAAGACGAAGCCAGAAAAGUUCAGUCUUCCAAAAUGCAGUGUUCAGGUGGGGAUUAAAAUCUCUUCUGUGCACAAGAGACUAGCGUCAGAGAAAAGGGAAAACCCAGUGAAGAAAGUGAUGCUGGCUUCCAGGAGUGAGACUUCUGGGAAGGAGGCAGCCUGUGAGAGCAGCACACCAUCCUGGGCAAGUGACCACAACUACAAUGCUGUGAAGCCAGAGAAGCCAGAGAAGCCCACUGCACUCUCGCCCACCCUAUUGAGUAAAUCCAUGAAGGAUGACAGGAGGGUGGAGGACAGGACAAUGGCAGCAGUUACCAUCCCGAAGAAAGCACUUCCUUCAGCCUCUUUGGUGGGCAGACAGACUUCACCUAGGAAUCUUGUUCCAAAGAAGCUUCCUCCUUACUCUAAUAUGGCAGGAGCCAAACCAGCCAUUAAGAAACUGCCUUCAGGCUUCAAGGGUACCAUCCCCAAGAGGCCAUGGCCCUCAGCCACCCUGUCAGGCACUUCUGCCAGGCAGGCAGGACCAACACCUAUGACAGCUGCUUCCAAAAAGUUGCCUGGCUCUGCUGCUGUGGUGGGAGUUACCAGGAAGCCAAUGUCUGCCAAUGUUCCUGCUGCUUCUCCAGCCCCAGGACGGCUUGGUCCUGUGAGCCCAGCUCCAUCACAGCCCAAUUCACAAAUUCGACAAAAUAUAAGGCGCUCCUUGAAAGAGAUUUUGUGGAAAAGAGUCAAUGACAGCGAUGACUUAAUAAUGACAGAAAAUGAAGUAGGAAAAAUUGCCCUCCACAUUGAGAAGGAGAUGUUUAACUUGUUCCAGGUUACUGAUAAUCGCUAUAAGAGCAAAUAUCGCAGCAUCAUGUUCAACCUUAAGGAUCCUAAGAAUCAGGGGCUCUUCCAUCGUGUUCUUCGAGAAGAAAUCUCCUUGGCAAAACUUGUCAGAAUGAAGCCUGAAGAACUUGUAUCUAAAGAGCUUUCUAUGUGGACAGAGAAGCCCACAAAAUCUGUGAUAGAAUCCAGGACUAAGUUGCUUAAUGAAAGCAAGAAGAACACUACUAAACCAGAAACCAUUCCUGACAUGGAAGAUUCUCCACCGGUAUCAGAUUCAGAAGAACAACAAGAGUCAGUGCGAGCCGCCCCUGAGAAGAGCGCAGCACCUCUCCUGGACGUCUUCAGCAGCAUGCUGAAGGACACCACAAGCCAGCACCGUGCCCAUCUUUUUGAUUUAAACUGUAAAAUCUGUACAGGUCAGGUUCCAUCCUCGGAGGAUGAACCAGCUCCUAAGAAGCAAAAGCUUUCAGCUUCUUCUAAGAAGGAAGACUUUAAGCCCAGGCAUGACAGCUCUCCACCUAAUGCAGUUCCUAACACUGCUGAUGAAGGGAUUGCAGACACGCUGCCUGAAAAUGCCUCUGAGCCAGACCCGGAGAGUACAUCUAGUCUUAACCAGGAGAGAAAGUGUUUCCCUGAGUCUCCAGGCGAUAGCCAUCCUGAGCCCUCGUCUCUGGGUGGCCUUUCUCCCUCUUCUGCCUCUGGUGGGAGUGGGGUGGUCACCACAGUCACCAUGUCUGGUCGAGACCCCAGAACUGCCCUGAGUGGGUCGUGCACAGUCACAGCCUCCAUGGCAGCCCAUCUGGACAACUCCCAGGCUUCAGAAACCAAACUGGACAUGAUAAAGCCUGCAUUGACUUCUGCAGUGGUGCCCAAGUCCAUACUGGCUAAGCCAUCCUCCUCUCCUGACCCGAGAUACCUGUCAGUACCACCAUCACCAAGCAUUUCAGAAUCACGAUCCCCACCAGAAGGAGAUACAACCCUCUUUUUGUCUCGACUCAACACGAUUUGGAAAGGAUUUAUUAAUAUGCAGAGUGUAGCAAAAUUUGUCACUAAGGCAUAUCCUGUCUCUGGGUGUUUGGAUUAUCUCAGUGAGGAUUUGCCAGACACCAUCCACAUCGGUGGAAGGAUUGCUCCAAAGACCGUGUGGGAUUACGUUGGCAAACUCAAGUCAUCGGUGUCCAAGGAGCUCUGUCUGAUCCGCUUCCACCCUGCCACUGAGGAGGAGGAGGUUGCAUACAUUUCUCUCUACUCCUAUUUUAGCAGCCGUGGUCGCUUUGGGGUUGUAGCUAAUAACAACAGGCAUGUCAAGGACCUGUACCUGAUUCCACUGAGUGCUAAGGACCCUGUGCCAUCCAAACUCUUGCCCUUUGAGGGCCCAGGUCUUGAAUCACCACGUCCAAAUAUAAUACUUGGGUUAGUAAUAUGUCAGAAAGUGAAACGUCCUUCAAGUGCUGGCGAGUUAGACAAGACAGAUGAGAAGCGGACUCGACUCCAACAGGAAGAACUAGAAACUUCAGUCUAUCCCAAAGUAACUGCAGCUUUGCCAUCCGAGAAGAAGCCUCCCAAGUACAGUGUACACUCUAUAGACACAGCUGCUACCAGCACCACGCCCCCUGGCUCUCCUCCCCCACCUCCUCCUCUUCCUGAACCCCCAGUAUUGAAAAUACUGUCAUCCCUCAAGCCAGGGUCCACCAGCACUGUCACAGCGCCUACCACAGCAGCAAUCACUACCACAGCUUCCCCUGUUACUGCUGCCACUUCCAAAACAGCCUCGCCCCUGGAACACAUCCUGCAGACUCUCUUUGGGAAAAAGAAAUCAUUUGAGCCGUCUGGAAAAGAAUCUGUUGGGUCUACUCUAUCUCCACAUCAGGAUUCCAAGGCCAAGGGGGAGGACACCAUGUCAGCAGCUCCUUUGUUGGAUCCAAUUGUUCAACAGUUUGGUCAGUUCUCAAAAGACAAGGCUCUGGAGGAGGAGGAGGAAGAUGACAGGCCCUACGACCCUGAAGAAGAGUACAACCCUGAUCGAGCAUUUCAUACACUGCUCGCUGAGCCAGGGAGGCCUCAUGAUGUGCAGAGUGUGUCUGAGACAGCUGAGAGGGAGGAGGUGGCCUAUGACCCAGAAGAUGAGACCAUCUUAGAAGAAGCCAAAGUGACCAUUGAUGACUUGCCCAAUCGCAUGUGUAUGAAAGUUAGCGCCACAGAAAGGCCUGCCGACUUCACCACCGAUGCCUCCAGUGCUUCGCUGGUAGAGCAGCAGAAAAUGUUAGAAGAGCUAAAUAAACAGAUUGAGGAGCAAAAGAGGCAGCUGGAGGAGCAAGAAGAAGCUCUCCGACAGCAGAGGGCUGCUGUGGGUGUGUCCAUGGCACACUUUUCUGUGUCCGAUGCAUUGAUGUCACCACCUCCCAAGUCGUCUUUGGGCAAGACAGAGCUGUUCUCUCAAGAACAGCAAGCCCCAGACCCAAGUCAGGGAGCCCCGAACACCAACCACAACCUAGACUCAAGACAAAGUAGGGACCCAAGGCAGGCCAGGCGGCUCGCUGCAGAAAACACAGAGAAUGAAUCCCUUCCUAGGGCCCCCACAGGAAGCACACCUGGCCCACAAGGCACCCUACCUGCAAGGGAGACUCCUGCUGGGACUGCAGUAGUCCAGGGGCCUGGGCUGGCAGCAGAAGCCAAGGAGUCAAUGGCUGUUCCCUGGGCUCCAGGUGAAAACGCUGUGUUGAGACCUGAACAUGACAUCCAAAAAUGUGAGCACCCUGGUAACCCUGUCUCAUUACCCCUGGACACCAGCCACCUUCCUACAGCUGGGGAUGGCGCAGCCAGGCCAGCACCGCCCCGCAGAGUGCUGCUACCCACACCCCCUAGCACCACCUUUCCACCCAGCUUCCCUUUGCAACCUAAGGCCCAAAAUUUUAGUUCUGGAAGCAGGGAGCCUUUCUCAGGGCCCACAUUUAUGUCUCAGGAAACAUCUCUUGGCUCAUCCCAAUAUGAGGACCCCAGGGGUGCUCAGUCUGCUGGGAAGAAUGACAGCCCAGUAGCUGAUAUGGAGGACAGCAGAGAGCCACAGCCUAGGCCUGGUGAGAGUACUACUUCAUUCCCCCAACCUGGGCAGAGGGGAGGGGGCCCUCAGCCUCAGUUUCCUGGCCAGCGUGAACCUGCACCACGCACUUUUGGGAUGUCGGGUCAUCAUGGUCCCAGUUUUCCAGGACCUAGGGGGCCAGUCCCUCCUUAUUCAGAAGAGAACCUUGUUCCUAAUAGUGAUGGACCAAGAGGCCCUCCACCUGCCAGAUUUGGGGCACAGAAGCCACCAAUCCCUUCCUUAUUCUCUGGGCAACAUGGGCCACCUCCCUAUGGGGACAACAGGGGACUCUCACCUUCUUAUCUUGGUGGGCCCCGAGGAGGAGCACCAGCCCAAUUUGAAGACCGCAAGGAUCCUCAUGGGGAGAAAAGGGAAUUCCAGGACACUCCGUACAACGAGAUGACAGGUGCCCCUGCUCAGUGUGAAGGGCCAGAUCAGGCCCAGUUCAUGGGGAACAGGGCACCCUUUCAGUUUGGAGGCCAGAGACGGCCACUGCUAACUCAAAUGAAAGGGCCCCGUGGAGGACCUCCACCCUCUCAGUUUGGAGCCCAAAGGGGACCACCUCCUGGUCAUUUCGUGGGCCCACGUGGGCCCCAUCCUAGUCAGUUUGAAAAUUCCCGGGGCACUCACCCUGGCCAGUUUGAAGGGGCCAGGGGCCAAGCACCUGGUUUCAUGCCAGGCCCCCGGGGUAUUCAGCCCCAGCAGUUCGAAGAGCAGAGAGUGAACUCGCCACCAAGGUUUGCCGGCCAGAGGGCAUCGGCGCCCCUGCCAUAUGGAGGACCAAGGGGCCCUGCACCCUUUCCUGAAAAAAAUGAGCAGCCACCUUCUCGAUUUCACUUUCAAGGCCCAUCUUCACAGCCCGUGAAGCCUCCCCCGAGGCCCCUGUUGGAGCUACCAAGCCAUCCUCCUCAGCAUAGGAAGGACCGAUGGGAUGAGGCAGGCCCAGCCACUGCUCUGCCUUCCAGUGCUGGGCCUGGACAGGGCCAUGAGGCCGACGGGCAGUGGGCCACAUCAGAGUUCCGAGAAGGCAAAGGCCAUGAAUAUAGGAGCCCAGCUUUUGAAGGGAGACAGAGGGAGCGAUUUGAAGCAGGAUCUAAAGAAAAGCCUCUGGACGAGCCUGAAGCCCAAGGGUUGGAAAGCCGGCAGGGCCGGGCAUUUGAGGAUAGGAGGCGAGAGCGAGAGAGAGGCAGAAACUGGAGUCGAGAAAGAGACUGGGAGAGGAGCCGGGACUGGGACCGGCAUCGGGAGUGGGAUAAAGGCAGGGAUAGGAGCUCCAACAGGGACAGGGAGCGAGACAACGACAGGGCUAAGGAAUGGGACCGGAGCCGCGAGAGAAGCCGGAAUCGCGACCGGGACCGAGAAAGGCGGCGAGACCGAGACAGGUCCCGCAGCAGAGACCGAGACAGGGACCGUGAGAGAGCACGAGACAGGGACAGGGACCGAGGCCGGGACCGGAAGGACCGCAGCAAGAGCAGAGAGAGCCCUCGGGACCAGAAGCCUGAGGCCAGGACCUCUGAGGGGGGCCCUGCUGCAGCCCAGGCCUAGAGGCCAUUGCACUCGGGGCUGGGGACACGACCUGCUGGUGUGGACAAAGACCUGUGUCAGUUAUUGUGUAUAUAGGCUCAGCCUGGCAAAGACCCCUUUAAAAGCCAAGUGCAUAAAAUGUGUUGAGCAAAGAGUUUUUGAAAUAGCUAUGAACUUAUAUACAGGAUAUAAUAUUCUGGACUUCAGGAAUUACUGUAAUUUUGUGUAUAAUGGUUUGUUACAAAUUUUCCCAACUUUACAAUUCUGAUUUUUUAAAAAUAUUUCCAUUUAAAAUUAGAGAAAUGGGAAAAUGUCUACAAAAGCAUAUUGCUUUUUUUCAGAUUAUAAAGUUUUUUCCAAUAACUUGACUGGUGUAAGUUUUAAGGGGAUUUCAGUGGACCUUAGAGCUAGCUUUCCCUGUGUAGCCAUCUCUGCUUCCGUCUAUCCAGGGGCUUUCCUCAGUGCUGUCCUAGUCGGAAAGCACUAUUGUCGAGGUGAGCUGGGGGCUGUGCGCAAUUGCAGCGGUGGAAGAACUGCCUUCUGAGGCCCGCCCAGCUCCCAGCAAUGCAGCACCUUACAAGUUUUUUCAGAACUUAAUUAGAAAUAGCCUGUCCUAGUAGAAAUUGUAACAUUUUUAAAUAACAAUUUAUUUUUAAAUGUUCAAAUUUAUCAGCCUAAAGAAAGAAAGAUUCAGUUCAGAGCAUUUAAGAGGGAAGAGACAGGAGUCAAGCAUUGCCCAUUGCUGCCCUCUGAGUGGCUCUGCAGACUGACAGACUCCAGAUAGGCGAUGGGUUUGGAAGCUUCUCAGUGGGAUGGGGCAAUGUUUGUACCAAAUCUGGAAACGAAGAGGAUGGUGGUGAAGCAGCCUGCUUCAUGGAAGGAUAACUGCUGUGUCGCCCCGGUUGCCUCUAAAGAUGCUGUAAGAAGGCUGGCUAACGUAUCUGACUGUGCAAAUAUGUUUGAUAGUUCCUUUUAUAUUUUCAUAAACUUACUUUUUCAGAUAGAGAAUUAGCUUCGUUUGUUCUUCGGAGUCUUAUUUCACUGUACAUCACUACAGAUUUUUUCACUUUAUAGCACAGAUGUUUAAGUUGAAAAGACAUGGGAAAAUAGCAAUUUGGGAUAUUUGCUAUUGUAAACCAAAUAGUAGGCUAAAUUACAUGAAAGUGUCAGUUUCAACAUCUAAUAUGUGAAGGUUUUUUGUUUUUUUAAAAAAGUGUAAAGUAAAAUUUUCUAACUUAAAUGCACAAGCAUAAAAAUCAAGUGUGUUUCUUUAGGUUUACUUUGUAGAAAUUUCUGUACAUUGUAUUUUGUAUUGCAGAGUGUUAUAUCACUGUCCAUUGAAACACAGGACUCCAUAGGUUUUGUUACUUGAAGUAGAAUAAAUAUCUACAGAGUU